AAAAGUUGCCACUUUAAACAUUCGCCUCGACAUUAUGCCCAUGAUGUUGCCGAGAUUCUUGUUGCUCAGCGAGGACCUCGAUAACGGUGAGCUACUUCGUAGAAUGGAAUGCAGCUCUGUUUGACUUUGUCGUCCUUUUGGUUGUUUCUCUCUCGAUCUGAGUGGAGGAGUUAAUCGGCAGGGCCGGGCUGGGCGCGGGGACGGCUCGGACACUCCCCGACGACAAACGGACCAGGAUCUCCGGUAUCUGUUCGACGGAAGCCACUCGCUUCCCGUGCAAACUCGGAAAAAGCUGAAACUGAACUCAUCGAUAAUCAACAACCCACCUAUCCCUAUCCCAGCUACCCUCUCUAAUUAUUCGAUCAUGAGCAAACAGAGCCAUAUCGAACGGACAGCCAAUGAGCCCCGUGAAGCAACCCUCCACACCCUCACAAUUGCCCACAUCGACCAAGUCUCCCCUACCAUCCGAGUCAUCCGCCUCGCCAUUCCCCCAAAUGACAACAUAACUUUCCUCCCCGGCCAAUGGGUCGACUUGCACCCACCCCCCGAAGCCCAGGUCCCCAAAGCAGGCGGUUUCACAAUCACCUCCUCCCCCACCCUCGCCCUCCAUAACCCCAACCCCAACGCCCCCUCCACCACCACCCCCAACAAACCAACCCCCCCACCAACAACAACAGAACCCCCCUACCUCGAACUCGCAAUCCAAUCCUCCCCCAACAGCCCCCCCGCAGCCUACCUCUCCCAACCCAUCCCCCAACUCCUGCACACGCCCGUCCAAGUCCGCAUCGGCGGCCGUUUCGUCUUCCCACCCCCCACCCUUUUUCCUCUCCCUCCCCCAACCGCACCCACUACAAGCACCACCACAAAUGACACCACAGCCCCCGUCCGCCGCCUCGUCCUCGUCGCCGGCGGGAUGGGCAUCAACCCGCUGGUGAGCAUGCUCAGCCACAUCGCCGAGCAGGGAGGCGACGACGACGACGGCCCGCAGGCAGGGAUAGGGGUAGAGGUAGAGGAGGUGCGGGUGCUCUACAGCGUGAAGGAGCCCGAGCCCGAGCCCGAGCCCGGCAACAGCACCGGCGGGGCGAUACUCUUCCUGGAGCGCAUGGCGGGCCUGUUUGGGAGCGGGCGGGUCCGGGGCGGGGUGCGGGUUUUUCUGACUGGGGGUGGGGGACGAGGAGGGGUCGGUUCUGCUGUUGGUGAUGCUGUUACGGCUGGUGGUGGUGGUGGGGUGGGGGAUGGACCGGGGGGGUUGGGGGUAGAGGGUGGUGAUGAAAGGUUUGGAGUGCCGUGUGUGAGGCGGAGGAUGACGGUGGGGGAUGUGGAGGAGGCGGUUGGGGAGGAGAAGGAGGCUGCGGUGGUGUAUGUGUGUGGAGUGCCGGGCAUGACGGAUGAGUUUGUGGAGGCGCUGGUGGCGCAGGAGGGGUUUGGUAUGGACCCGAGGAGGGUUUUGUUUGAGAAGUGGUGGUGA
This is a messenger RNA of Chaetomium fimeti, 1468 nucleotides long. RefSeq lists its product as uncharacterized. The transcript has 3 exons. Gene Ontology annotation, cellular component: mitochondrion. The record is from RefSeq and is a predicted model, not a curated record. The coding region runs from base 365 to 1468 and encodes 367 amino acids. Gene Ontology annotation, molecular function: oxidoreductase activity. Lineage: Eukaryota; Fungi; Ascomycota; Sordariomycetes; Sordariales; Chaetomiaceae.